CUGGCGUUGAUCCAAAUGCACGACAACAAAUGCAAGAAAUAUUUUUAAAUGCUGUUAAAACAAAAUUAACUAUUAUUUUAACAAGUCAUUCAAUGAAUGAAUGUGAACGUGUUUGUAAUCGUUUUGGUAUUAUGGUUAAUGGUCAAUUAGCCUGUUUAGGUACAAUUCAAUAUUUAAUAUCAAAAUUUGGUCAAGGUUAUACAAUUGAAAUAAAAGUUCGUUCAUCAUCAGAUGAUAUAAAUGCAACAACAAUAAAAAAAUCAACAAUACAUUCAAUAGGUUUAUUUAAAAUAAGAAAAAGUGCACCGGCUGAAUUAUUUCAAUUACUUGAAGAAAAUAAACAAAGAUUAUCUAUUGAAACUUAUACUAUAUCACAAACAACACUUGAACAAAUAUUUUUAUCAUUUGCAAAAGAAAUUCGAGCUACUUAG
This is a messenger RNA of Rotaria sp. Silwood2, 431 nucleotides long. Lineage: Eukaryota; Metazoa; Rotifera; Eurotatoria; Philodinida; Philodinidae. The record is from the annotation of a GenBank genome assembly.